This is a messenger RNA of Humulus lupulus (European hop), 1134 nucleotides long. Its product is annotated as receptor-like protein EIX2. The transcript has 3 exons. Lineage: Eukaryota; Viridiplantae; Streptophyta; Magnoliopsida; Rosales; Cannabaceae. Gene Ontology annotation, molecular function: protein binding. Bases 1 to 1134 code for a protein of 377 amino acids. The record is from RefSeq and is a predicted model, not a curated record.
AUGAGUCUUAGCUCAAAUCAUUUGCACGGAGUCGUAUCAAAUGCCAUUGAAAAUCUAACUUCUAUGAUUGUUGACUUCUUUACUAAGUCUCAUUCUAUUUCUCGUUUUCAGUUUCUAGUUGGCAAACUCUCGAUGCUUAUUGUUGCAGCAUCAAGACCCAAUAAAUAUGGUGCUCUUUCUAUCGACUUGUCCGAAAACCAAAUCUAUGGAAAAAUUCCUGAAUUUCCAAAUGAUGGUUCUUAUAACUUAAACUUGAGCUACAACAAGUUGACAAGUUCAUUACCUCAUAUCUCAGUUGACACUAUACUAGAUCUUUCAAAUAACUACUUGGCUGGUAGCAUUUGUAACUUCCUUUGUUAUCGAGAAACUCAUGCAAGAGAAAUUAUAGGUCUAUAUCUCGAAAAUAAUCUUUUAUCAGGAAAGAUUCCCAACUGUUGGAUGUAUUGGCCAAAGUUAUGGAUGAUAGACUUGGAUAACAAUAAUCUCACUGGGAAAAUUCCAAGCUCUAUUGGAUCUUUACAAGAGCUACAUUCAUUGCAUAUUAACAAUAAUAGCCUCAUUGGAGAAAUACCAGAGCCUCUUAAGAAUUGUUCAACUUUAAGUGUUCUUGACCUUAGUUUUAAUAAGUUGGUGCGAACUAUACCAAGAUGGAUCGAAAGUCUUCCAAUGUUGCGCUUUCUUGUGCUUCGUUCAAACAACUUGACAUAUCUUAUUCCAGUUGAGCUAUAUAAACUUUCUUCACUUCAAGUAUUGGAUGCUAGUAACAACAAUUUGACAAGGGUCGUACCGAAAUGUUUAAACAAUUUAACGGCUAUGACCUCUAAAUCAUAUCAAUUUCAGUCAUUGUAUUAUGUUAGCAUCCCCGUUGUUAAUCAACAGACUAGAGAGAAUGCAAAUCUUGUUGUUAAAGGAAGGAAAAACCAGUACAACACCAUCUUAUAUCUCUUAAAGAGCUUAGACCUUUCAAACAACAAAUUAUCAGGAGAAAUCCCAGAAGAACUUACAAGUCCAUUACAAUUGCUGAAUUUUUCGGGAAACUAUUUGAGUGGGAGAAUUCCAAAGAAGAUUGGCUAUAUGACAGAGUUGGAAUCUCUUGAUCUCUCAAGAAACCGAAUAUCUGGUCACAUUCCUUGA